UUGCUUGAAGAAUGAAGUGGGCUGAGCUCAUUUAAUCAAAACGCAACAGCUGAGUUAAGUGGAACGACACAGUUUUUGUGCGUAUUGGAUGACUUGGCAGCAGCUGCAGGGUCUUUGCCUUCGCGACACAUUCAGGCAGAAAAUUUCUAGAGCUUGUGCGAACUAAAAAAGAAAGAGGAAGAGCACGUCAUUCUAGAGAGGAGCUAAGGCUUUACGCAAGAAGAAAUGAGAAGAUGAAAUAAGCUCGAGUUACUUCACAGUGCACGUGUGAGAGCUUAAAUCAGAGGUUGAAGAUGAUUGGAGGGCCAAUAUGCAUACAUCGCGAGAGAGCGAAACGGAGAUCGUCCGAUCAGAACCUCAAAUCGUCACGAAUUUGGUUAAAAAUGAUGAAGUUGAACGGAGUUUGUUUUGAUUCGUCAGCCAAUCAAGCUUUCCAGCAACAACAACCACUUUGUUUUGGAGCAUAUGUUGAGCAGGAAUCCUGGCUUAUGCAGCAGCAGCUGCCACACUUAUAUUGGGACCAGUAUGCUGAACCAGAGCAGGAGAAUUUCCCGUCAGAAAAGCCAUGGCAGCCACCUUGGAACCAUUAUGAUGCACCAGAGCAAGAGGAAUUCCAAUCAGUACAAUUGUGUUUAACUUGAAUCCACAUAAGUAUUUAAAGAGGUAGAAAGAUCAUAUAGAAGUUAUAGAAAGUAUUGAAUGGUGUGUAAGGAAUGUUUGAUAUUAUGGUAUAUAGGUGUUUAUAAGUCAUUUUUUUUAAUUUUUUCCGUGCAAAGAGAGAGUGUAACCAAGCCGCCACUGUAAGUUUGACUUUUAGCAAUAAAAGAUUACUAUGAAA
Molecule: messenger RNA, 838 nt
Organism: Vigna radiata var. radiata (mung bean)
Lineage: Eukaryota; Viridiplantae; Streptophyta; Magnoliopsida; Fabales; Fabaceae
Exons: 3
Coding region: 294-641 (115 amino acids)
Source: RefSeq, a predicted model, not a curated record